UCAGUUAGUCAAACCGUAUGCGCUUAAUUUCCACUGAAAAUACCCGCAACCGUCCGCAUCCGUUCUCUGCUUUCUUUUGCUGGUUCUUUGAUUUCGAAUCUAAAGUCCAACAGAGUCGAAGGCAACAAUCCAUAUCCAAUUCCACGUCUUUCUGAAUUUCUAUUUCAUAUCUGCUAAGGGCUUCUUCACAUCAUUUCUGAUUUCUUCUUGCUUGCUUCUUUCCUUUUAGUAUUUUCUUUCUUGCCUCUUUUUUUACCUCUCUGACAGUCAUCUGUAUCCCCAAAGCAAAAAAAUAAAUAAAUAAAUAAAAUAAAAAUGGAAGCAAUUGGUACUGGUGCUGCUGCCAAUGUCUCUUCCGAAGCUGCCAAAGGUAUUUUCCACCAAGUUAAACAUCAUAUUAGAUAUGUAAUCUUCUACCAGAAAAUUGUGGACAAGUUCGAGCAGAAACACAGGACGUUGAUUGCAAAAAGAACUAGUGUGCAGCAAGAUGUUGAUGUUGCAGAAAGGAACGGGGAGAAGAUUAAAGCCGAUGUCCUGGAUUGGCGCCACAGAGUGGAGAAGGUUGUCACUGAAAAGGAGAAGAAAGUGAAGGAUCUUGAAGUCAAAGCAAAGACCAAGUGCUUCCUUGGCUUGUGUCCCAAUAUCAAGUCUCGCUACCAGCUUAGCAGGAAAGCAGAAGAAGCUGCUGCUACUUUUGAUGAGCUUAUCAAAGAUUGCCAGUUUGGGCGCGUGGGAUACCUUGAUGUUCCUGAACCCGUAGUCCAUACAGACUUUGAGGCCUUUAAAUCAAGAGAGAAGGUUUUCAAUGAUAUCGUGGAGUCACUGAAAGAUGCAACAACAAGCAUGAUUGGAGUGUACGGGAUGGCUGGUGUGAGCAAAACAUCGCUGGUCAACGAAGUUGAGAGACAACUCCAUGAGGUCAAGUUAUUCGAUUCAGUAGUUAGGGCAAUUGUAUCUCGAAUUCCUGACAUUAAGGAAGUCCAAGACCAAAUGGCGUACUCAUUGGGUUUGAAGCUUGAAGAAAACAGUCCGGUUGUAAGAGCCCGUAGAUUGUGUGAAAGGUUAAGGAAGAAGAAAAAUGUUCUUAUUAUUUUGGAUGAUCUUUGGAAGAAACUGGAUCUAGCGGAAGUCGGAAUUCCAUUUGGAAGUCAACACAAAGGAUGCAAAAUACUGUUGACCUCAAGAUAUCAAAAUGUUCUAAGCAAUGGGAUGGAUGCUACAAAGACCUUUGCAAUUGGUGAUUUAGAUGACGAAGAAGCUUGGGAGUUCUUUAAGAAGAUGGCCGGGGACAGUGUUGAAAGUGAUGAGGAGCUGCGAUCUACAGCAAUUGAGGUAGCCAAGAAAUGUGCAAGAUUACCGCUUGCCCUUGCAACAGUUGCAAGGGCGUUGCGAAAUAGAAGUUUAUUUGUUUGGAGGGAUGCUUUACAACAACUACAGAGGCCUUACUUAAAAAAAAGCUCGAGUGAGAUAUCUGCUGAGGUACAUUCGGCUAUUGAGUUGAGUAUCAAUCAUUUAUCGAGUGAAGACCUCAAGCAGAUUUUCCUGCUUUGCAGUUUACUGCGUCGUGACACUAGGAUUGAAGACUUGUUGAGAUAUGCUUGUGGUUUUGGUCUAAUUAAAGGAGUCAACACCAUGAAAGCAGCACGAGAUAGGCUGUUAAAAAUGAUGAGUACCCUCAAAGAAUCUUGUUUGUUGCUUGAUAGUAAAAGUACCAAUGAGGAGUACUUUGAUGUGCAUGAUCUUACUUAUAUUGUGGCUAAAUCAAUCGCUUCAAAGGACAAUCAAGUGCUUGCUUUAACGGAUGAGGACGAGGAUGAGGAUGAGGAAGAGGAUGUUGUAACAGAUUGGCGAAAUGGAGAGUCAAUGAAAGAGUGCAACAAGAUUAUUUUGCAGCAUCCUAAUAUCAACAAGCUUCCUGACCAGUUGAAUUGUCCGCAGCUUUUUCUUUUCCUUUUGUUUAACAAGGAUCUCUCCUUGACGUUGCCAGAUAACUUCUUCAAGGAAGCAAAAGAUCUUAAAGUCUUAGAUUUGACUGGCGUGCAUUUUUCUUCUUUACCUUCAUCAAUUUGUCUCCUAACUAGCCUCAGUACACUGUGCCUAGAUCACUGCAAUCUGGGAGAUAACCUAACCAUUAUUGGAGCGCUCAAGAACUUAAAUGUGCUUAGCCUUUUGCAAUCUGAUAUCAAAAUUGUACCCAAGGAAAUUGGGCAAUUGUUGAAGCUAAAGUUGUUAGAUGUAAGUGGCUGUACUAAACUCGAAAAAAUAUCAGCUGACGUCUUGCCACGUUUGUCAAAAUUAGAAGAAUUAUAUAUGGGUGGCGCUUCUAUUCAAUGGGGAAAACCCAAUGCUAGUCUUGCUGAACUGAACACACUGUCUCAUUUGUCCACUUUAGAAGUUCAAAUUCCGGACGCCAUGGCUGCUCCAGAGGACUUCUUUCAAAAGUUGCAAAAGUUGGAAAGAUACAGGAUUUGCAUAGGAAAGGAAUGGGAGCGGUUUGGCAACUACCAAUAUUCAAGAAUCUUAAAACUCAGAUUAAACACAAGAAUUGAUGAUUUGGAUCAUGGAAUUAAGAAGUUGGUAAAGAGAACUCAAGAUUUAGAAUUGGAAGAACUGAAAGGUGUGAAGAUUGCACUGAAGGAGUUAACAGAUGAGGAAAGACCAUCACAUUUGCAGAAUCUGCAUAUCCGAAAUGGUUUGGAUAUUGAAUCGAUCAUUAAUGAUAAAAUUGAAUUUCCUCGAUUGCAGUCCUUGACAUUGCAGGGUCUUCCUCAACUCGUUAGCUUUUGCUCUCAAGACAAAAUCGAUGCUACCUCAUUGCCUCAACUUGAAUUGCCACUUUUCGGAGAAAAGAUAUCGUUCCCUUCCUUGGAGAAAUUGCACUUGUCAUCGCUUAAUGUUACAAGGGUAUGGCACAAUCAGUUGUCAAAUGUAUCUUUUUGUACUCAUGAGAAGUUAACCACAUUGAAAAUCGAGGGUUGUGGAAACAUAAAAUACCUAUUAUCAUUUUCUAUGGCUAAAUAUCUAGUUCAUCUCAAAUACUUUGAGAUAACUGCGUGCAACUGCUUGAGAGAGAUAAUUUUUUUGGAGGAUAUAGAAGAAGAAACUCAGGCUACCAUGGCUUUAUCAUUAUUUCCUCAGUUAAAGUCCUUAGAGCUAAAGGAUCUUCAGCGUUUGAGUGGAUUUUGUUCCAACUCCCAAAAUAAAGUUAUUGAAUUUCCAUUCAUGAAGUCAAUGGCGAUAUACAACUGUCCAAAAUUGGACGGUUUCAUUUGUAGAUAUACAAGGGAAGGGAACCGACGAAUCUCUAGUCAAGGUGAUCUGUUUGACAAUAAGGUUGCAUUUCCCAGUUUGGAGGAAAUGAGUAUUUGCUACUUGAGAAAGAUGAAGAUGAUAUGGCGGAACCCACUUCCACCAAAUUCAUUCCCCAAACUACAACAAUUGAGAGUUGAAGGAUGUGAUAAGUUGUUAACCAUUUUCCCAUCUAAUAUGCUGACAACAUUUCAAAGGCUGCACCGUCUAACUGUAAACACUUGUGGUUCCUUACAGCAAGUAUUUGAAAUCAUGCAUGAUGAAAAAGAAACCGCUUUGCUUGCAACCGCUCAACUAAGAGAAUUGCAUAUUGGAGGAUUACCAAAGUUGAAAUAUAUUUGGAAAAAUGAUCCCAAAGGAAUUUUUUCAUUUAAAAAAAUCUGUGCAAUAUCUGUUUUGGGCUGUCGAAGUUUGAAGAAUGUAUUUCCAGCCUCAGUAGCCAAAGACCUACCACAACUUGGUUAUCUUGCAAUAUCUGAUUGUGGAGUGGAGGAGAUUGUUUCCAAAUUAGAGGAAGGAUCAAAUUCGGAAAUAGCCGUCAAUUUCAAGUUUGAUCAACUAUACGCCCUUAUGCUUUGGAGGCUACCAGAAUUGAAAUGCUUCUACCCAGGUAAAUAUACUGCAAAGUGGCCAAUGUUAAACAAGUUGGAAGUAGUUGAGUGUGGGAAAAUGAAGAUCUUAGGUACACAACUUGAUUCCCCAAUCCAUCCACCGCUUUUCUUGGUUGAAAAGGUCAUCCCUAAACUACAACAUUUGACAUUAGAUAGUGAUUACAUUGCAAUGAUAAGUGAUGGUCAAUUUUCAAGCAGCCUUUUUCAUGAAAUAAAAGCUUUUCAAGUGCAUGGCCACGGUGCUAAAUCAAUUGAUUUCCGAAUUUCUUUCCUUGAGAGAUUCUACGCUCUUGAAAACCUUACCAUCUCUUAUUAUGAAAUAAAAGAGCUAUUUUGUACUGAAGGAGAUACCGGUAAUGAGGAGAUGUAUGCUGGGACUUUGUCAACAAUUAGAAACUUAAAAUUGGUAGCUCUUAAUAAUCUAAAAGAUUAUUUAUGGAAGCAAUACGUACAGGUGGACCACAUUCUGCCCAAACUUGAGACUAUUGAAGUUCACGAUUGUUACAAUUUGAUCAGCUUAGGAUCAUCCUCGGCAUCAUUCCAAAAUCUCACCACAUUGGAUGUGUGGAAUUGCGAAGCUAUGAAAUACUUAGAUACGUGUUUAGCAGUCCAAGUUAUGGCCCAACUCAAGAAGUUGAUGGUAAAAGACUGCAUUUCAAUGACAGAAAUAGUUGCAACUGAGGGAGAUGAAGCAACUUGUGACAUUAUUUUCAGCAGGUUGAAAAGUUUGGAACUUGUGAAUCUACCGCGACUUAAGAGCUUUUGUUCAGGCAACCACACAUUUGGAUUCCCAUGUUUAGAGGAAUUAAUAGUGAGUGGUUGCCCUGAAUUGGAGAUAUUUUGUAAGGGAGUUUUAACUAAUCCACCAUUAUUGCAAAAAGUAGAGUAUGGAAAUGAUAAUGGACAUUGGUAUAUUGACCUUAAUAACACUAUCCAACAAAUGUAUUCAAUAAAGGCUGGGUUCCAAGCUAUCGGGUAUUUAGUCCUCUCAGAAUUUUCAAAGUCAAUUGAAAUAUGGAAGGAGAACAUUCAUGGAAGUUUAGAUUUCAAGAAACUUAAGGUUUUAGAAGUUUAUAAGUGUAAUAGCAUGACAUACAUAUUUAGCGUUUCCAUGGCUUUAGAUCUUGCGCAACUAGAAGACAUAAAAGUGAAACAAUGCCCUAUAAUGGAGCAGAUUAUCAAAAAAGGAGCAGAGGAAACUGAAAUGGUUACACUCUUGUUACCCAUGCUUAAGAAGAUAAGACUUGAGUCAUGUUCAAGGUUGACAAGUUUUUGUAUGGGAAGCAUUACCCUGCAAUGUCCGUCUUUGCAUGAAAUUGCAGUAGAUGAUUGCCCAAAGAUGUAUGCACUGGCAUCUAAAAGGGAGCAAGAGGAUAUAGAGGUAGUUGGCAGAGAAAAGAUACCCUUUUUCAAUCAUAAGGUUUUGUGUGCCAACUUGCAGUACUUGGAACUUUCAUCAACUAACAUCAAAAAAUUAUGGCCUGAUAAACCAGACAGGGCUAUAUCCUCUAAUGUUCUGAACUUACAAAUCUUAAUUGUGAAGGGUUGCCACAAUUUGGAAUAUCUAUUCCCAUCCCUUUUAGUAAAAAAAUUUGAGCGGCUCCAUCAACUUAGCCUUCUUGAUUCCAAAAACAUGGAAGAAAUAAUAUUUACAGAUGGAUUAGCAGCAGGAGAAGGGAUACCGAUUUACGUGUUCACUAAGCUACAAAUACUGGAGCUCAUUAGGCUUCCAAAACUAAGGACAUUCUGCCAUCAAGAAAACUCAGAGACCAAUACUCUUUUCAACCAAAAGGUUGCGUUUCCUAGUUUGAAUGAUUUGAGAAUUGUAGGCAUGGGAAAGUUUAGAAAGAUAUGGCACGAUAAACUCACUAUGGGUUCAUUUCAUGAAUUAACCUUCCUUAUGGUCGAACAGUGUGACAGACUUUCGAAUAUUUUACCAUUUGAUAUGGUGGAAAGACUUGAAAAACUAGAAACUCUGCAAAUAUUGGAAUGUGAGUCGGUAAAAGAAAUAAUUGGACUUGCUGACGAUCAUGAACUCAACUCAAAUGAAUCGAUUGAGCUCAAAUCAACCACCAAGUUUGUGUUUCCUAAAAUAAGACAGCUGAUACUUCGUAAGCUACCCAAAUUGAUUGGUUUCUACUCCAAGGUGCAUACUACAGAUUGGCCAUUGUUAAAACAAUUGGAGGUGUGUGAAUGCAGCAAGGUGGAGACAUUCGCUGGGGAGCAUCUCAACUUUAGAGAAACACAAGGAGAGAGCCAACCCGUUCUCUCUGUUCAACAACCCCUAUUUUGGGUCACUAAGGAAACAUUCCCCAAUUUAGAAGAAUUAUUUUUGGUUCGGAAUGGCUAUAUGAAGGUAUGGCUUGGACAUGGACCAGAUCCGAAACAAUAUUGUCCCAAACUAAGAAAGUUAUAUUGUCCCAAAACAUGAGUUACUAUCUCGGAUUGUUUCAUUUAGUCAUUACCAAAUCUUGAAUACCUUUCUUUUGGCAAAGGGCUACCUUCAAUGAAUUAUUUCCAUGUAAAGGAAUAAGAGAUAAAAACAAACCUGUAGGAAAACUUGCUUGCUUGAAGGAAUUAAGGUUGUAUUAUCUUCCUGAGUUGACACAUCUCUAGAAGAACAAACCAUCAGUUGCAGAAGUUUUCUACAAGUUUUGGGAUGCUGCAAAUUAAAGAAUUCUGUGCCAUAUUUUGUAUCAUUCAAACAUUCGACAACUCGAAAGUAUCAAAAUGCCAUGGAUUCAGGAAUUUAGUAACAUUCACAAUAGCUAAAAGCAUGGUCUAACUCACAAGAAUGAGUGUUACUGAUUGCCAAAUGUUAGAAGAAAUCAUAGCUUUUCUACACGUUUUCUCCCAACUCAAGUCUUUAGAACUUGGUAGUCUUUCAAGGCUCUGCUCAGAGAAUUACACAUCGGUAAUAUUUCCUUCCUUGGAAGAAGUAUUCAUGAGACUUGUGUCCAAAGAUGAAAUUUUUCACAAAGAACAGUUAAGUACACCAAUGCUGCUUGGAGUACAGAAUACUAAAGGUGAAGAUGUAGAGCGUUGGGAAGGCGACCUUAAUGCCACCAUUCAGCAGUUGUUCAUAGAAAAGGUAGUCAUCAAUUUAGAAAAUUUUAUGUUGGUUUAAAUGGGUUAAUGCUCACCUUUGCAACCUUUAUAUUGGCUUAACGGAUUAGUACUUGCACUUUUUCAUCAAUGACUUUGCAUACAAGUUUACUGCAAAGGCUGCAAAAUUUACACUUUCAUUUAUGAAUAA
Molecule: messenger RNA, 7176 nt
Organism: Gossypium arboreum
Lineage: Eukaryota; Viridiplantae; Streptophyta; Magnoliopsida; Malvales; Malvaceae
Exons: 8
Coding region: 316-6351 (2011 amino acids)
Molecular function (GO): ADP binding
Source: RefSeq, a predicted model, not a curated record